AUGGGAUCUCCUUUAGUUUGGAAAGAACUUAAUGAAGGAAGUAAGCCAUAUUAUAUUGGUGGUCUUCCAGAGUUUUUAGAUUAUUGCCAUUCAUAUUACAAAUUUGACUAUUUUAUGGCGGAUUCUAAAUUCAAAGGCUUGACUGAAAACUGUAAUCAAUAUCGGACAAAAAUUAAAAAGGACAAACAAGAUGUACAGUCGAAAAUGUCUGCAGAACAUAGGAUACCAGAAAGUGUAUCAAAAAAUGAUUAUGUUGUAUGUAUAUCAGGAGCUGGAUAUCAGUUGUCGGAACAUCUACUAUCACAGCUACUAGAACUCUCGGUUGGCACUAAAACUAUAGCCAAAAUAUUUAUCUAUGAUAGGGAAUGCCCUAGCGCACCUAUAGAUAAGAUAGAACAUGAAUGUAGUUACAUUGAAACGAACUACUCUGGAAAAGUAGUAAAAUGUGUUGAAAAAAUUGGUAUAGCUCUAACUUAUUGUGACCUUUUGAUAGUAUUGGAUCACGUGCCCUUUGAGAUGGAUUUGCCUAUUGGGGAUUGGUUAGAAGCUAACAAGCACAUAAUGGAAGAAAUAGCUUUAAUGCUUAAUGCAUCGGCACCGCGAGAUAUACGUAUUCUAUUGCCUAAUCUUGGUCCAGCAUGUUACAAUGCAACAAUCCUAAUGAAAGCGGCGAACAUUGAAAAACAUAACAUAGUGGUAGCGACUUCGGAUUUAGGCUUGGAGGUAGCUCCAGUAAUAGCGGAAAUAGCAGAAGUGCCUAUGCGAACCAUGUUCUGUCCUCCUGUGUGGGGAUUUGUGGGAGUUAAUCACUUAGUGGAUAUAAGAACUACAAUACAUAAAUACAAUACAUUCCAGCCUUACAAGAGAUACACAAGGGUCAAAAAUUCUACCUUAAAUAUAGGUUCCAUUACUCCAGAAAUGAGAACAAUGGAAUAUUUAAUGAUAUUUGAUAAUACUUUGUGGACGAAGGUCGUGGAAAAGAGAAAACAAGCAAGCUUAUCACAAUUACCAAUUAAUAAAAUCGUCAGUCUUGUUAAUGUGGUCAAACUUUGGCUCUUUGGUGCUGAACCUGAUGAGAUCAUUUGUCUCGGCAUAAAAUGUAAUGGAUCGUUUAAUUUACAUUUCGACGGUGCCUUCUCACAACCAGCGCAUUAUAUUAAUGGAAAGUGGAUACCAGCGGAUAAUUAUUUAAUGCCAAGAGAUCCUGAAAUGAAACUACCACAUUUAGAGGAAAUGGCACGAUUAUGCAUGAAUAUGCAAAAGGGAAAUUUACCAAAAGUUGCAUCUUAUACACCAUGUAGUUGUAAACUAAGUAAAUCUACGAAAGUAGGAAAGAGUUCUCGUAUUUACAAGUAGUCUAUUAUUUAAAGCAAUUCUGUUUGGUUUUCCUUUUUAUUUUAUACCAAC
This is a messenger RNA of Leguminivora glycinivorella, 1407 nucleotides long. RefSeq names its product putative malate dehydrogenase 1B. The record is from RefSeq and is a predicted model, not a curated record. Gene Ontology annotation, biological process: tricarboxylic acid cycle; malate metabolic process; oxaloacetate metabolic process. Gene Ontology annotation, molecular function: L-malate dehydrogenase (NAD+) activity. NCBI's taxonomy places the organism in Eukaryota, Metazoa, Arthropoda, Insecta, Lepidoptera, Tortricidae.